Molecule: messenger RNA, 2037 nt
Organism: Trematomus bernacchii (emerald rockcod)
Lineage: Eukaryota; Metazoa; Chordata; Actinopteri; Perciformes; Nototheniidae
Gene: bcl2l16
Product: BCL2 like 16
Exons: 3
Coding region: 163-774 (203 amino acids)
Biological process (GO): intrinsic apoptotic signaling pathway in response to DNA damage; extrinsic apoptotic signaling pathway in absence of ligand; regulation of apoptotic process
Cellular component (GO): mitochondrial outer membrane
Molecular function (GO): protein heterodimerization activity; protein homodimerization activity
Source: RefSeq, a predicted model, not a curated record
ACACUUCUCUGGACCCCACACGCUUUCACCUGCUGGAUCUUUCUCUUGCUUUGGUGUGUGUUGAACAGUAAAGCACCCCGAAGCACCAUGACAGACUGGUGUGCCUCAUGCUGCUUGGAGCUGAUAUCUGUCUUCCACUGACAAUCCAUCUGAGAAACAACUAUGUGUCAGUCGGCGGUGCCAGCGGCCAGACUGGGCCUGAACAGUGCUGACCCGCUGGUGAGAGAGGCUUUUCUGAUGGCUCAUGACUACAUAGACUAUGUAACCACAGGGGGGGCCGAUGGCACCAUGGGUCCUGCCCCCACAUCCUGCUCCAGAGCGCUGCGCCAUGCUGGAGACGAGCUCCUCACCCGCUUCCCCAUCUUCUUCAGACGCUGGCCUCGAGUCUUCCAGGAUGUGACGGAGAAAACGGCCUGCCCCACGCUCUUGAGCAUCCUGGACGAGCACUUCUUCGCCCCGGUGCCUGGGGGGCGGCGCAGGGAGCUGGCCUGGAGCGCAGUGCUCUCAGUGUAUGUGCUGGCGGGCCAGAUGGCUCUACAUUGCCAUGAAAGGGGCAUGGUGGUGGUCCUGCCUCAGCUGAAGGAGUGUGUGGGGGCGUAUGUGGAGAGAGUCGUCUGCCCUGAGAUACGAGAUGGCGGAGGAUGGAGUGGUUUUGUAUCACGCUUUGGAGAGAAGCAGGGCCUGGAGUGCCAGGUGAAGAGAGGGUGCUACUGGACUCUGCUGGCGCUGGCUCUCAGCAUCCUCACCUACUUCCUGUGGAAGAGAAUGACUUAGCCAGCACUGCUACCUAGUGACCGUUCACACUAACUGCAGGAAUGAGCUGCCUGCCGUCUGAAAGUCACUUCAUUUCUCUUUUAAAAUUGUGUAAAAACAUGUCGAUAAUUUACAGAGGUGGGAAGUAACUAAGUACAUUUACUCAAGAACAAUUCUGAGAUACUUGUACUUUACUUGAGUGUUUACAUGUCUUCUACUCCACUACACUUCAUAAGUAAAUCAUGUACUUUUACUCCCCUAAGAUUGAUCCCAAUUUGGGGAAUGCUUUUGUUUAAGCAGUGUGUAAACAAUGCAUUGCACACAAUGUGAAGAUGAAAAUGAGUACUAAAUGAACAGACAUAAGCAUAAAAUAUAAACAUCUCAAAAUAGAAAAUAAAAACAGAACUUUAACUUUAAAGUAAAAUAUAUACAUAAUGACUGUGGAAGAUAUAAAUCAGAAGACUGUCUGUCAAAUAUACACUAUGCGGGGCCAAUUACAGCUAACAAAAUAUAGUAGUAUCAUAUUUAUUAACAUGGAGUGUGCAAAAAUCAAUGUACCGUGUGAAAACACUAUAUACAGAGGGACAAAUUAUAAUUUUUGAAUGUAAAAAUCCAGUUAUCAAAGCAACAUAGGAAACUAUGGAGCUGUGUGCUCUCUGCUGUCAGAGGUGAGUGUUGGACAGUCAAUGCAGCAGGAAGGACUUCCUGUACAGAGCUGCAGAAGUCUGUUGUUCUGCAUGUAUUUAAUACCUUUAGUUACUUUACAGAUCUGGAUGAAUGAUGUGAAAUAUAACCAAGUGUUAAAUCAGACUUUAGUUCCACCUGGAGUAAAUUCACAAGCUACCCUGCAGUAUACAAAGUCAUUCAAACUAGCUGCACCUUUACCAGCUUUGAGAACACUUUCAUGAUCAAUCAUUAUAAAACAUAUCAUAGAUAUUAUUCUGACAUGGACCAAUCUGAGUAUUUUUAAAGUAGUUGAUACUAAUACUUUUCUACUUUUAUUUGAGUAACAUUUUUGAAUGCAGGAUUUUUACUUGGAACAGAGUAUUCCUACACUUAUUUUACUCAAGUACUUUUCCCACCUCUGGUAAUUAACCUAUAGAAAUCAGUAUAAUUCAUUACUCCAGGGGAUAAGGUAUACUAUUGUAUAUAAGUCUGUUAGGUGAAGAACAUCUAAGCCUUUGGAAUAGUCACGAGGAAACCAUUGUUUAUGCUGCAGCAUGUGAACUGUGAUCUGGAAUAUUUGUUCUUUUUAAACUGUCUUGUUCUGCUGGUUUACUUCCU